GUUUGAUAUUUGUUUUAAAUUGUAUCUGUGUUUGUAUCGAUAUGUACAAUCUUAUUUUGUGUUUGUAAAACAAUUAGAUCGAUUUUGUUGAACCAUGCUUAAACCUGGUGGAAAUAGACGCGACAUGUUCAUGUAAUGAUGGUACACGCUGCAUUUAAAGGGGUUUUCCAAGAGUUCGCAUAGCCGUAAAACACUUUAUUGACUCUUUCCUACGUGUAAUGUAAUGGGAAUUGAACUCUAUAGCACCCUAAUUGGACAAAUCCAAUAGGAAUUUUCAAGAAGCCAUAGAGUGCAAUUUUCAUCCACAUGAAGUUCAUUUCCUAUCAGAAAGAGUCAAUGAAAUGUCCCACAACUAUGAAAACCCCUGGAACACCCUGUCACGUUCAAUAGUUUGAAAUUAAUAUUAUUUUUCUUUUUAAACGAAGUAGCUUAACAGAGCUCAACCGCUGGUGGCUGGUAGCAAGUGCCCCUGUUUAAUCAAAUUUUGAAUUCGCACGUGCAAACCAAGUUAGCCGCACACGUGUGCACAGGGAAAAAAGCUCGCCAACAAAAGCUCACCCUCACGACAGUUCGCCCCGAAACGACGCGAACGGUGGCGAAAAAUUGUGGCGUUCGCUAAGCAUGCUAACACCGAACCGAACGCGGCGGCGCGGGCACGCAUGAGCCGUACCGAGCACGCCUCGGAAAGCGCAAAGAUUUGCCUUCAAUGAACGGAAGCGCUCGGCCGACUGACAAGUGCAGAAAAGGCAGUCAAACCGUUAGGCAGUGGCACCCGCGUCGUGACGGAUUGGCAGACACAAGUUACACCAACACACAAAAAAAAAAAAAAACACUCAGAGGCAGAAAUAAUGAGACUUCUGCUGGUGGUGUGUGCCCCUUGAACGCAUUGAGUAGCGCGGCCCCUUCCACCAAAUACGCCAGGAACCUCUAAACAGGAGCAGCAGCGGCAGCAACAACUAAGAAGGAUUUUUAUAGUGUGUGGUGUGCUUUGUUCGCUUCCCUUCCCCGUUUUGGAUUCCUCGACUAUUGAACACGCCAGGAUUUGAUUGUGCGCCCGUUCGAUUGUUCGACUGUUGGAGGCGAAAGGUGCUGGUUGCGCUUUUUUCUUCCCGACCUUCACGUCCGUGUGUGUGUGCGUGUGCGUGUGAGUGUGCAUGGCGCACUGUACUUCACAGCAAAAUUCGGUCCCAUCAGGACAUUGCGCGAGGACGGGUGAACUUUUUCCGCUCGCGCCGCCCCGCGUGUAAGAGGAGCUUUUGCUUUUUCGUACUCGCGAAAGUGUUUAAACGUCGGAUGCAACAAGCAAGCAGCGAAGGUGGUGGAACGCGUGCCACCCUCGGCUGGUCGGUGAAGCAAUAGUGAAUUCGCACCAAAGUGGGUACUUCUUUGGCCACAACAGCGGGGAAGCAAAUCAAAAAGUGCUGUGAGUGUGUGUGUGUGUGUAUGUGUGCAUCAUCCAUCCCAACGGAAAGGAAGCAACGCGCGAUACGCCGUCCCGCCCCCUGCACCGACCACUCACGCAAACACACGGUGGUCUCCUGUGCCCCUCUGGCCUUCUGGGUGCUGCUACCUGUGUUUCUGCCUCCGUUUUUCUGCACAAGGACAUCAUCAUCAUCCAUCCCGCUCCUAGCCCCUCCUCGAGAACCAGCAGUGAGCAACAAGGAAACGUAUUUCAGCAAUCUACAAGCAAUAGAAUAUCGCCGAAGCAGACUGGUGGACGUGGCAGCGGUUACCGGUCGUGAUCACGUGGCCAGCAGAUGAAAAUUAAGCUUUCCAACACUUUUGCCCCAUUUAGCUAAUUGCAAUUUGCAUGUGCACUUUUGCGCUGCACACCCGUUCUCUGUACCCGCCCAAACUGGCCCACACAUUGCGCGGCACAGCCACACAGCCACAGGAGCAGUGAACGCAACAAACGCAGUACGCAGUAGCACUGCCAUGCACGUGCAUCCCGCCGUCGUCCAGCGGAUUUAUGGUAACGCCAGUGGAAUUGAAAGAGUAACCUCCCGCCUGCCACGCCUGAGUCACCUAGGAAUUGUACGCAAUCACUGUGUGAAUUGAGGCUGGAUGCGCACUACCGUUGCGGCGCAUUACACCGACCCCUGACCGGACAGGACGGAUUAAGCACGAAAGGAUACACACGACAGUGGUGGGAAGCAGCAACGAUAAUAGCUCAAAGAAGCGCAACACCCCCCCCCCCCCUCCCUCCUUCGCGUUCAAGAAACCACACACCGCUGCCGCUGUUGUUCGCCUUUCCGAUGAAGAUCAUUAAAAGCGCGUGAAAUGUGUAAUCGCUCAGCGCGGCGAACAGUUUCGAGUGGCGUUGCGUUCAACGAUGUAUUUUGUUAUGGAUUUGUAUCUCAUCGUUUUGUGUCUGCUGGUCAUCUACAUUAAGGACAGCUUGCAGGGACCGCACGAGAAACGACUGCUGAACAAUCUACUGGCAACGUACAACACGCUCGAACGCCCGGUCGCCAACGAGUCCGAUCCGCUGGAAGUGAAGUUCGGGCUGACGCUGCAGCAAAUAAUCGAUGUUGACGAAAAAAAUCAGAUACUCACUACCAACGCUUGGUUGAAUCUGGACGAGAAGAAUCAACUUUUAAUAACGAACAUAUGGCUGUCGUUGGAAUGGAACGAUUACAACUUGCGCUGGAACGAUUCCGAAUACGGUGGUGUGAGGGAUUUGAGAAUUACCCCGAACAAACUCUGGAAGCCGGACGUGCUGAUGUACAACAGUGCUGAUGAAGGAUUCGACGGAACAUAUCAUACGAAUAUAGUUGUGAAAAACAAUGGAAGCUGUUUAUAUGUUCCUCCCGGUAUUUUUAAGAGCACGUGCAAAAUCGACAUCACGUGGUUCCCGUUCGAUGACCAGCACUGUGAGAUGAAGUUCGGCAGCUGGACGUACGAUGGCAAUCAGCUGGAUCUCAUACUCAACUCAGACGAUGGAGGCGAUCUGUCGGAUUUCAUCACGAACGGCGAAUGGUAUCUGAUAGGAAUGCCCGGAAAGAAAAAUACAAUAACAUAUCAGUGUUGUCCCGAGCCGUACGUGGACAUAACGUUCACGAUACAGAUACGGCGACGGACACUUUACUACUUCUUCAAUUUGAUAGUUCCAUGCGUCUUAAUUUCUUCGAUGGCCCUGCUCGGAUUCACGCUUCCACCGGACUCGGGAGAAAAGUUGACCCUUGGUGUAACUAUACUGCUAUCACUCACUGUAUUCCUUAAUUUAGUUGCGGAGACGUUACCUCAAGUAUCCGAUGCAAUUCCGUUACUAGGAACGUACUUCAACUGCAUUAUGUUCAUGGUCGCCUCGUCGGUCGUGCUGACGGUUGUCGUACUGAACUACCAUCACCGGACCGCCGAUAUCCACGAGAUGCCUCCCUGGAUCAAAUCCGUUUUCCUCCAGUGGCUUCCGUGGAUACUGCGGAUGGGUCGACCGGGGCGAAAGAUCACGCGCAAAACCAUCAUCCUGAGCAAUCGGAUGAAGGAGCUGGAGCUGAAGGAGCGAUCCUCGAAAUCGCUGCUAGCGAACGUGCUGGAUAUCGAUGACGAUUUCCGCCAUCCCUGCUCCGGCAUUUCUGGCUCGACCACCGCAAUAGGAGGGUCAGUCUUUACGCGUCUAACAACGGUCGAGGAGCAGAACGUCAGUUCCGGAUGUUCGCACAAGGAUUUGCACCACAUACUGAAGGAAUUGCAGUUCAUCACGAAUCGCAUGAAGAAGGCGGACGAGGAACAGGAAUUGAUCAGCGACUGGAAGUUCGCGGCGAUGGUUGUUGACAGAUUUUGCCUUUUCGUGUUUACAUUAUUCACAAUAAUAGCGACCGUCACUGUGCUUCUAUCGGCUCCUCAUAUAAUAGUGCAAUAAAUACGGCUUACUACCUGCGCGAGCAGCCCGCGGCAGACGGCAACCAAGCAAACCAAGCGAAGGGGGAGAGAAAACACAGUAUAUAUACAUAUAUACAAACACGCAUAAAAUAUAUACAUAUAUUUUAUAAAUAAGUAGAGCGCGCGUCGUAUGAAAAUAGUUUGCAGUGAUUCUAGUUAAAGCAAAUGCGCAUGAUAGUGGGGGAGGAGCGAGCAUUUUAAAAAGCAAAAGCGAUUCCAAUUAUCAAAGCGUUGACGCCCUCGUACUGCCGAAUUCCCCGUUUGCAGUGUAGCUUGCAAACAGCAAAACAUCAAUAUAAAACACUAAGUGAAAAUCGAUGCCAAAGCACGGGCCCGGGACCGAUUUCUUUGCGCGAGAAGGCCGCACCUUAGCUGGAAAGGUGUGUGUGUGUGCACGACCAAUGUGAAUAGAGCCCCCGGAGCACGACGCGCCGAAAUUCGGAUCGUCCCUUCGCCGGAGAAACGGGAGCGGCUCAGUGUGGCGUUUGCCGUCUAUUUUACUGUUUACUUUCCUUUACCACGCGCUCUGGCACCAUCCAUCCCGGAGGCAGCACGAGCAAAUAGACCACGAAAAUAGGAAGUGAACCCGAGCGACUGCGCGAUCGGUAGUUCCUUCUGCAGGCCGUGCUGCUCUGGUUUCUGUGUUCUAUCCUUGGUUUUAUCGAAUCAUUCAUCAUACUAACUUUCGUGUGUCUCCGUUAUGCGUGAAAAACGAGUGAGAGAGGCACCAAGAGCUGUGUAAGAUGCUGCUGGCUCAUGUGAGGCACGACAAAAACCAUCAGCUGAUACAACCGAUGCGCACAUGUUCGUCGCACACACCCCAACCAUCGACAGCCAACGUCAUCUGGCUAGCUGCGCCACGAAACUCUACACCAUCAAUCGAUGCAGCAAAGUAAUUUAUUGCAGCAAAUCUACUACACAUCCUGAGCAACAGGCUAGUAGAAUCAAAAGAACAAAGGUUCCCCCUUUUUAAAGGAAACCGUAAAUGGGGCAAAACAAAAACAAACAUACAAACAAAACAUUCGAGGGCUAAUAGUGGUCGCCGUGAUGCGAACUGCAAAACAGACUGCAAUCAAUGCUGCGAACGAACGUAUGAGCACGUUACAAGAGUAAACGAAUACCACCAAAAGCAAGCACAAUGCGCGUAAUGUAAUGGAAACAACAGGGACAACAACAUGGGUAAAGAGAGACACGGGAGCAGGACUUUUUUUUAUGAAUUAGAACAACGUAUGAACAAUGGAAAUGAUAAACAGCCAACAAACAAACAAAAACACGGCACCGAUUGAAAGCGAUAAAGGAAGGGACGCACGCGGGGAAUAGAGAGGACGUAUAUUAUAAUCAAGCAUCUUGAUUUGAUACGAGGACGCUGUUUGAUACUGUAGUGUUGUAUUUUUGGAACUAGUAUACUAAGUGUACUGCAAGGGAAGAAUAAGAAGAAGAAGUAGCAGAAGAUAAAUCGAACGACUUGAUUAAAGUACUUUUAUAUUGAGGACUACUCAUCUAUAUGUAGAUGGUGUAAUGGUAAAUUAUUUUAAUUGUGUUUUAAACAAAACAAAAUCAAUACUUACAAUGAUAAGCAGGCUGAGCAUGCAUGGAUGUGCACAUAAGUGUACGUGUACGUGUUACGUGUGGAGGAAAAAGAGGGAAUUAGAGAAACGGAGCGAAGGGGGAAUAAUGUAGAGUGAAGAUUUAAGGAAGCGUUACUUUAAGUAGCAAAAGUUUAAAAUCACGUAUAUGUUUAAUAUAUGCGUGACAGAGGAAAAGCGAGAUAGUGGGAUACAGAGAGUAAAACAAAAAACAACUACAGAACAAACUUGUCAUAGAGUUCGAAUAUAAAAUUAUAAAUUUGCUCUUUCACGGUGCAAACUGCAAGCAAAAAAAAACUACACGACUCUCUUACUAGAAGAAGCAAAUCGAAUAGGUGCAACAAAUAAUUAUGAUAACAAAGAAAUACAAAACUAUAUAAGAAAAUACAGAUAGGAGAAAUAUAUAUAUAUAUAUAUAUACAUAUAUACUUAAAUAAAGCGUGCGCGCGCGCACACGUUAGAAUGCGCCGUUGCACCGUUGCAAUCGGGUGAAAAGAUGCUGCUCUGUGCGUGUGUGUCUGAGUGCGCAGGCAUUGAUAUAGCAAACGGAAGUGUGUGAAACACACACACACACAUAUUUGGCAAACGCACUUUCACUUUCAGUAGAGGCAAGUUACGCGUGAACGUUAUUCAAGAGUACCCAAAUAGGAUAACCGCAACAAGUCUGUCAGAAAAUCAAUGCAGCUUAGUGAUAGGUUUCAGCUAACACGUAACGACAAUGGGUGUUGUUAGUUGUUUGGAUGCAACUGGUUGCAAUGCAAUACGCACACGGAAAUGCCAAGAAACCCAAAGCCAAAAGAUAAAGGAAUGCCAAACUCACUCACUGCUGGGAAACUAUUUAUUACCAAUUGAGAUUGAACGGCUCUCACACAUAGAGUACGCGAAGAAAUAUGCACACACAUAAAAAACAAAAGCCAAAAAGGAAUUCUGUUACAGUAGCGCCAGCGGGAUGCGUUAUAGCACGACGUUAUAGCAAUGUACUGCGACUGUAGGUUGACGUUUCUGGGGCGACUGUUUCCGUUCAUUGUUGGACGCGAAAUCGUCACGUACAGGUGUCAAAAGAUUGUUAAAAGUAAGGGUAGUGGUGAGAGCUGUGCGCCUGCAAGGAGCAGCUAGACGACUCACGGCAAUGUGUUAUGUUAAAUGAUAGAGAAUGUUUAGCGCAUUGUCGGCCGUUUUGCAAAACGAUGCUUUCGUUAUUUGAUGCGAUGAUUUUUAGAACGAUUUUUUUGUUUUGUUCUUCUCUUUUAGUUGUUACGCACUCUAGUGUCUACUAAGGUACUAUCUGUCACUACUAUUCGUCAUAGUGUGUUUUUGUGCUGCAGUAGCUGCGGCUGCUUCUACUACUACUACUACUACUACUGCUACAACAACUACUACUAAUACUAUCUACUGGUGACGCUGAAACUAAAACUACAACAACUACUAUUACUAGGUACACCACACUACUUCAACUAUUUACUAAUUGCUACUAGUACGGUCACAACUGCAGAAGAAGAAAAAACCACGAUGCUUUUGACAUUAUUUUUCGCCGACCUGAAGCCCUGCCUUGACAAUGGGGGGACAAGUUUUCGAUAGCGAUGCGGGGUAGACCGAGCCGACCGAAUCGAACCAUGUAUACUACUAACGCACGCACUACUCUGCAACAAUAAGUGAGCGUCUCAAUCAAAACUACCGAACUACACACUAUUCGGUGCGCGCGAAAGGGAAGAAAAUGGUGGCGUAUAGUAGGAGGAGGGCAGCGAUGCGACACUGAUGCAAGGCGAACAAUAUCUUUACACUUAGAGCUGUCACUUACUCUGAUAUGUUCCUUGCAACAACAACAACAAAAAAGCCAAAUGGUUUACACUACUUAUACAUGCAUUUCAAAAUUAGUCAGUUUUUUCACUAUUUUACGUGCAGAGGCGGGGGGGGGGGGGGGUGGAGCAGCACUGCACGUUUUGUCGGACAUUUGCUAUUCGAUUUAUAUACUUCCACACCUGCAGACAGAGCGCGACCAGAACCCACCAAAUUGCGGCGUGUGAUGCGACAUAUUGGCACGGUGUUUUGUACUUGUAGCUAAAAUACGUAAAUUCGGUCGAGUACACUGCAGAUCCUUGCACCACUUCUGCUAGUUACGAAGACAUCAGGAGAGAGCAAGAGCCAUAAAAACGUCUUUUACUCGUAGGGUUUUACGCUAUCGCUAUCACUCACAAGACCAGGUCGGACAGGAAUGCAAAAUGGAACAUUCGUAGUUUAAACAUAAUUUUAAGUCUGUUUUUUUGUUUGUCUCACACCAAAACUAUAAAAAAACUGUGAGUUGCUCAACUCUACAAAGAAUGCAAAUCAAAAUAGGGAAAAAGAAGAUAAAUAAAAAAUUAGAAAAAGGAGGGUCAAAAUCAAGCAAGUACAUAGGUACAGGUACAGAACACACACACCUAGAAAUAAUUAUAUAUUACUCUGGUAGCAGCAUUUGUAACGUGCACAGCAAAAAAAUCAUGGAGUGUCAGCAGGCAAACCAUUCCACUGCGAAGAGAUUAUAGUACAGUUCUAUACUUAUACAUGCAGAAAAAAAGCAUUUAUACAUACAUAGAGGUAUAUAUAUAUGUAUAUAACCAAGUUACAUAUAUAUAGGUGCAUAUUAUAUUGGUAUAUAAUGAAUAUUUAAUUUUCGUUACUCGUGAUUAGGAAAUGGUGGGGAAAGAGAGCAGGAGAGACAGAGAGAAAGAGAGAGAGUGUGUGUGUAACGUGGAUUUGGUUUAUGCUAAAUUGGACAAAUAUCUUGCUAUAGUUACACACGCUUCAAACGAUUGCACCAGCGCAAGACGGUGAGCCACUUAGUGUUUUAAAAUGUGUUCAUAUGGUUCGCGCGCAAGACUCUCGUAGCUAAAAAAAAACCCUCACCGUACAGAAACCGCAACACACGACACACCCAUAGCCAUACAAAAACACCAAGAUUCAACUAUAGUUAAAGGGUUCGUUUUACGACAUCUGUUAUUUCAGUGAGUCUUCCUUACCUAGGUCACGCGUUAAACGUUGUGUAGCGAACCAACCACUCGGUACUUCCUACUGCUCAAGUCUCAAGACAGGACAAUUUGUUUAUACGCGCUCUGCGCUUGCUGCACUGAGGAGCAUCCCGUUGGUUCAAUGGUUGACGUGCGGACGCUUGCGCAAGACCGGACCGUUAUCCACUCCGGGAAUAAGCGUGUGUUUUUAGUCUCGUUGCGUUGCAGCAAUAAAUGGAGCACCAUCCGGUUGCGUUAUAUAGGGUUAUAUCGCUCUUUUAGGACUCCUAAUUACAUCAACAAGAAGAACGGAAAGAUGAUACUUUUCCUCAUCUUGGAUAUACAGGAUUUUGAUCUGUAUCUGCCCAAAAUUGCAAGGCCAUGGGAGAAACAGCCACAGAAUUAUAAAAAAAAAUGUUAAUUUCUUUGGCUUUUUAGACCGCCUGGUGCCCGCUAGUAACACGUUUCUCAAGUACGCUAUAUUUUGCAGCAUUCAGCACUGAAGGUGCCCACCGUGCGCUCUUAGUAGAGGCAUACACACAGCGAUAUUAUAAACUUGCACCUACAUAUUGUACUGGAAACAAUCGUGGUAAAACAACACACAGAACACAGCUGUGUGGCAUAGACACAAUAUUCACGGGCCACGUGUAUAAGCUGGACCCCAUAAAAAGCAAUGUACGGGCACACACGUAGCGAAGCUGUGUAGUAUUGGUGCACGCAAUAGUUUCUGUUUCGGCGGUUCUUUCCAUUCCGAUUGGAUUGGACUCCACUAUAUUUGGACUCUAGUGGCCAAAAUGUUAUGAUGAUGCUAUGAUAUAUGAAUUACCACACACAAACACACACAUUAGCACUCUUACCAGGCACGGGAUAAAGGAAUUGCAGGAAGCAUCGGUAAUGUGGUAUUUGUGUUUCCAGUUUACGUUGAAGAUUCUAGCGACACACGACACGGAUAAUAUUCACCAUAAAGUGAAAGUGAAUAGGAAACAUUUAUUUCGUUAUACGAAGAGAGCAGCACCUGCAGACAGGGUUGUGUCGAGCAGCGAAAAGGCGGCGCGCAUACGAUCGAGUAGAACCGAUGCACACCCGAGCGCAUCGUUCCGUACAUUAUUACAUUAAAACAAUCGUGAGAGAACAAUACUACUAAUGCCCCCAAAAUUAAUUCUAUUGCAACCAAAAACCAAAGCUAUAAAAAAAACAAAGACAGAUAAGAAAACAAACGUUAAAGCCAAUCGAAUGUGGCAUCGAAUGUCCACCGUAACGAAAUUUUACCGUUCAAAACCGUUAUUUUGUUACACGUGUUUCUUUCGACCUUAUUAGCCCCCAGAACUUCCCCUUGUUACUUAAAAAUUGAGGGAGGUGGGCGGCUCGCACACAUUCACACACGCGCACAAAAACACACAAAAACUGGGACAAUUUGCGUAGAGUGUAAAACUACUGUUACUGUUUGUAUUUGCAGAUAUAUUUAUACGAAAGUCUACUUACUCUUAUACUUAUGGCAUAUUUUUCCGCUUCGGGAACGGCCCCCGCCGCCAUCCCCGAAAGGUACACCUACAGAAAACACACACACACACACACACGCCACAGGAAGGAGAGAUGAGCUCAUUUCCUGCGGGUUUGAAUACUACGGCUAGUUUACACACAGAAAAAGAAACUAUUUAUGUAACCAAUUUUACAUGUCCUUUCCGACGCGCCACUUUCCAUUUUGGGGAAGAGAGAUUUAGCAAAACGUGCAGACAGCAGCAGAGAACGGUAAUAGGCGUAGGGGGAAUAGGAAAGAGGCACGCGCGGAGAGGAAAAAUUUCGUUGAUGGAUAUUCCGUGCUACCCGUGGUAGUAAACGACGUCAGCCAUUCCCUAUGCGCGAUCACUCCCCGGUGCAACCACUACCUGUCGUCGACGGUCAGGUUCGCUCCAACACUCUGUAACACACACCACACAUUCAUUCAUUUUCGAAUGGAAACCCGGUUGAUCGUACCCCAAAAAAAGUCAACCAAAACAGUAACGAUCCUAUCGUGACGGAGUGUAGAGCGUACUUUCCCCGAAUGGGAAGCAACCAUCUGUUAGGAACGGAGCGUAAAAGAGAGGUAAAGAACUGCAGCUCCGAUUCUGCAUGGUAAAUACAGCUCUAAUGUCUAGCUAACAAACCGGGCAACAAGAUCUUACUAAUGUAAGCGCAACUAGCUAACGAAAUCUGAACGCGUUUGCGUUCUUCGCGUUACUCGCCGCUCUGUGGACGCGGGUCAUGGGAGUUCGAGCGCGGGCAUCGCAUCGAAAUCUUAUACCGGCCCCCCCCCCAACAGCGGUGUAACGAUUAUUACAUUUCUACGAGUGUACGCCACUAUGUCGGUCCAUAUCCGUUUUAGGAUAACUGCAAACAGAAGCCUCGCGGGAUGACACUGGCGCAUCGGCAGUGGCCCGUAAAGGGCCAAGCCAAGCAAACGCGCGUAUCCUCUCACUCUGACUUUCUAGAGUAGCAGCUGGGCGAGGAGUACUACUUGAAGCAUACUGUUUCAUGCACUAAACGAGAACUACCACCGAAAUGCGGAACCUUGCAGUACUGUUGAAGUGCGAGGGAUCGAGACGGAACCGUGCGGCACAUCGUUCGAGGGCAAUCAAGCUAUUCCAGCGGGAAAGGCAUUUUAAUAGUAGUUCGUGUGAGCACCGAAUAGGGGAGAGAGAGAGCAGUUAGUAGCAAGUUCCAUCAUUACCCAUUUCAUCUUGCAGUUAUACUGCACUGUAAUAGCAAGGUGUGCCCAAUUUUGAACGUUAGCGAUACAUUCGUUCUCCCUUCCCUUGGAAUAGAGGUAGUGUUUCAAGCCGUUAAACAGGCCAAAGGCUAGCGUAUGUAGCUGUGAAUCGGUACAGCGCAACACACAGGGAAUCGAUUCUACUUGCACUAGGACCAUCAUCCGUCGACGAGUGGUUGCAACGGGAGAGCAGUCGUUGUUGUGGGGCAUGGUGUCGAGGGCCACGUAAAAAAAACGUAAAUGAAUUUCAUAAAUUCUUGCCAAUCCACAGACGACCUGGAGUGUUAGUACGAUCUUGUUGUACCUUUGUUGUUUGUUCGUUCUAUCACUUAUUACACUUCCUUAACCCUCUUGCACUACCCCCAUAAACUGCAGCUUCCCACUCCUUCCGGGUGUUAAUUGUGCCAGCUUGAUUGCAAAACUUUACCUCCUAGUUUCUUCGUACAACAUUAACUGUAAAGCACUGAAAAUCGAAGAGGCAAAUUAAUUUCUCUUCUAUUGCUCUUCCAGUUGAUUGUUUGUUCCCUCUGUCCUCUAAAUAACUCCCAGCCCCCAACCCAACCACACCUUCCAAUGUGUUUGUUUCAACCAGUGUAAUAACACUGCAGGAAUGCUGUAUCAUGACGGUUGAGUAUUUUCCAAAAGUAUGGAAGUAAAAGCGAUGUAGUGGAAUUAAAAAAAUAACACAACACAACACAAUCAUACAUACUACAACACACACAAACAAGAUCUAUGUAUGCCAAAUGUUUUCAAUGAAAAUUUGCAUCACAUCAACUGUAAGCAGCAGAACACACACGGAAGUAAAAAAAAGAAAUAUGGCAAAAAAAAAGAAAGAGUAAUUUUUACUAAAUAUAAGCCUGAAAGUUGAGGGCCUUAAUAGUUCAAAAUAAUUACUAAAAACAAAAAAAAAAAACAAGUGUAAAUAAGAAUAUUUUUAACAAAAAGCGCAAGUUUUUACGAAAUAACAACUAAAUGAAACGGUGAGUCUGUUAUCGGGCGAGUCAAAUUAACAGACGGUGUUUCGUCAUAUUGACGAGUAUUUAAACAAACAAAAAACUGAGAUAAUUUUAAGACCCUAUGCGUGUAACGAAGAAAGAAUAAAUAGUUACGGUUCAAAACGUAAAUUUAAACAAACCACACCAGUUAAAUACAGUUGAAACGCAAAACCAAACGGAAUAGAUAAAACUAAAAACGACACAUACAAAACAAAACCCGAAAUGAAGCAGCGCCGGGAGGGGGGGGGGGGAGACAGUAAAAGACAGGAUCAAAAAUACAUAAAGAACAGAGUAGACAAAAACCACGAGAGCAAGAAAACAGCACUAGCAACACAUUUUCAAAUCGGAACAAGAAUGCAAGUACUACUCUGGGAACGGGUGUACACACAAGCGCAAUAGUUGUUUGUUUAAAUCACCCUCCCCAAUAGCAGAAUUGUUCAAAGUAAGCAACCAAAACCGCGAACCCGUUUUGGGACGGAGGGGUAGGGAAACACAAGACAAGGACACGACAGCGCAACUCGAUCGUACGUGUAGGGGAAGGGAACAAAACUAUCACGUUCCAGGCGAGUGUAAAGACACUAGCAGCAUGGGUGAAAGGAUCACAAAGCGCUGAGAAGCAAAAGUUUGAGGAAGAAAAAGAGGAAAUGCGAAAGAAACACGUUAAAUGGUACUGGUGCACCGUGUGGUGCUGCUGAUCGCACGGUGCAAGUAUCGCGGCCGCGGGCGACCGAUGCAAUAGGGUGUUGUGUAAAGGGAAACCUUUUGUUUUUUGUUGUACUCGUAGAGACAGAAUGGAGAGCAUCUUAUAGUUUCGAUGUAAAAAAAAAGAAGAACCGAUGCUGAAGAAAUGGCGGAACUCAAAAAAUGUUACACAUACGAGUGUACUAAAAAAUGAAAGUUUGUGUCUGCAUGUGUGUGUGUUUGUAUAUAUACAUGUUAACGUUUUAUAAUAAAAUAUCCAAAUAAUAAUUGCGAAAAAUGCGGAUCCACGGAUCGUUGUUCCGAGUAA
Molecule: messenger RNA, 13202 nt
Organism: Anopheles gambiae (African malaria mosquito)
Lineage: Eukaryota; Metazoa; Arthropoda; Insecta; Diptera; Culicidae
Gene: nAChRalpha6
Product: neuronal acetylcholine receptor subunit alpha-7
Exons: 14
Coding region: 2333-3862 (509 amino acids)
Biological process (GO): chemical synaptic transmission; monoatomic ion transmembrane transport; regulation of membrane potential
Cellular component (GO): postsynaptic membrane; neuron projection; synapse
Molecular function (GO): transmembrane signaling receptor activity; acetylcholine-gated monoatomic cation-selective channel activity
Source: RefSeq, a predicted model, not a curated record